GAGCUGGUGAAAGUUAAACACUCAGCUCAUCCUGAACGCAAAAGCUCGGAGAGCAGUUGGAGCUCCACGCUGAUCUCCUGCCAUGAUUAAUCUCAGCUAGACCUUCAGCCCAGGAUCCUGCACUCGUCUUUUUCUCCUCGUUCUUCUUUUCUCCAGACUGAGGAGUAACACAGACUGCUGCAGGGAGGUCUGAUCUGGAUCGUCCCUGAGCUCCGUUUCACUCUGUAAAGUGGUCUAUCAGAGGGGCAGGAUGUGGUGCCUGAGGCUGCUGAUUUUGGGCUUUUGGUUGGCUCUUGUGGUGCUCAGCGCGAAUGAAGAUGCCAAACCAGAGCAGAAGGAAGUGAGCAGGUCCAAACGAAGAGGAAACACAGGACAGCUCAGCCUCAAGAGCCCGAAUGUUUGUGGGACACGGCAACACUCGUACUGCUGUCCUGGCUGGAAAACACUCACUGGAGGAAAUCAGUGUAUCGUCCCAAUCUGCCGCAGUUCCUGUGGUGAUGGAUUUUGUUCCAGACCAAACAUGUGCACCUGCCCAAAUGGACAGAUCUCUUCAUCCUGUGGCUCCAAAUCAGUUCAAAACUGUAAUAUUCGGUGUAUAAAUGGUGGAACUUGUGCUGAAGAUCAGUGUCUGUGUCAGAAAGGAUACACUGGAGCUCACUGCGGCCAGCCCGUGUGUGAGUCAGGAUGUUUGAAUGGAGGAAGGUGUGUUGCCCCGAACCGCUGUGUGUGUACGUAUGGAUUUACUGGAGCUCAGUGUGAACGAGAUUACCGGACAGGACCAUGUUUUGCAACAGUGAGUAAUCAGAUGUGUCAGGGGCAGAUAACAGGAAUAGUCUGCACUAAAACACUGUGUUGUGCGACGGUGGGUCGAGCCUGGGGUCAUCCAUGUGAACAAUGUCCUGCUCAACCUCAACCCUGUCGCAGGGGCUUCAUCCCUAACCACCGCACCGGGGCCUGCCAGGAUGUAGAUGAGUGCCAGGCCAUUCCUGGUCUGUGUCAGGGAGGAAAAUGCAUUAACACAGUGGGUUCCUUUGAGUGUAAAUGCCCAGCAGGACACCGAUUCAACGAGAUCAGCCAGAAGUGUGAAGAUGUAGAUGAGUGUUCCACCAUCCCCGGGUUGUGCAGUGGAGGAGAAUGUGCUAAUACCAUCGGUAGCUAUGUCUGUAAAUGUCCUGUGGGAUACGACACGGCUCUGGAUGGAUCACGGUGCAUCGAUGCUCAUGCCGGAUUUUGCUUUGACAGUAUAUUAAAUAACCGCUGUGCCAACCAGAAUCCCCAGCGCAUGACCAAGAAUCAGUGCUGUUGUUCACUGGGCCGCUGCUGGGCAAGAAACACUGUCCCAGAGAUCUGCCCCCUUCCUGGAACAGAGGAGCACAAGAUAUUGUGUCAGCAGGUCCAGCCUCUUGGUCCUGGUCCAAUUGGCCCGUAUGUUCCUGGUGGUCCUGGCACUGGCCCGUUUGUUCCUGGCGGUCCUGGCACUGGCCUGUAUGUUCCUAGUGGACCUGGUACAGGCCCCUAUGUUCCAUAUGUUCCAUUUGUACAUCAUCCACAGGUUCCUAUUCAACCUCCUGAGCAACCUGGACUAGCUGUUGUGCCACAAUUACGUGAGGUUCCAGGCUUGAACAUCAGUAACAUGUGUGAAAUUGUGAGAAACCUGUGUGUGAACGGUCGCUGCAUUCCAGUACCUGGGAGUUACCGCUGUGAGUGUAACAUGGGCUUCCGUCUUGACAGCCGUGGGGAGUGUAUUGAUGAUGACGAGUGUAAUCGUAAUCCAUGUGUACAUGGCCAGUGCAUAAACAUUCCCGGUUCCUACUACUGUCAGUGUCCUGCUGGAUUCCAGACCACUGCUACCAGGACUGAGUGUAGAGAUCUGGAUGAAUGUGUAGCUAACGGACGAAUCUGCAAUAACGGACGCUGUGUAAAUACGGAGGGGAGCUUUCAUUGUGUGUGUAACGCCGGCUUUGAACUCACCCCUGAUGGGAAGAACUGCCACGAUCUGGACGAGUGUAAAAUCAGGAACAUCUGUUUGAACGGGAUGUGCAUCAAUGAUGAUGGAAGCUUCAAGUGUAUCUGUAAAGUUGGGUUCCUGUUGGAUGGCACAGGACGCUACUGCAUCGAUGUUGAUGAGUGUGAGACUCCUGGAAUGUGUUUAAAUGGACGAUGUGUGAACACUGACGGCUCCUUCAGGUGUGAGUGUAUGCCAGGACUCGCUGUAGGCCUCGAUGGACGCACAUGUGUGGACACACACAUGCGCAGUACGUGUUAUGGAGGUUAUAAGCGAGGUCAGUGUGUGCAUCCGUUCUUCGGUGCUCUGACAAAAUCUGAGUGUUGCUGUGCGAGUACAAAUUACGCUUUUGGGGAACCGUGUCAACCCUGUCCACCUCUGACUUCAGCUGAAUUUGCUGCUCUGUGUCCUAGUGGAAUCGGCACCACCACUGAUGGCAGAGAUAUUAAUGAAUGUGCAUUGGAUCCUGAUAUCUGCCCAAACGGAGAGUGUGAGAACAUGCUCCGUACCUACAAGUGUAACUGUAAUCUGGGCUUUGAGGUGGAUCUGACAGGGAAAGUCUGCAUAGAUGUUGAUGAGUGUGUAAGGAACAGGUUGCUGUGUGAUAACGGAUUCUGCAGGAACACUCCGGGCAGUUAUAUGUGCCAGUGCCCCAAAGGUUUUGAAUUCAAGCCUGAAACUGAAGUUUGUGAGGAUAUUGACGAAUGUCUGUCCAACCCCUGUGUGAAUGGAGACUGUAAGAACACUCAGGGAAGCUUCGCCUGUGAAUGUGGCACAGGCAGCAGUCUGGACUCCACUGGGACACAGUGUGUUGAGACCAGUAAAAGUACAUGCUGGUUGAAGGUGGUGAACAAUAAGUGUGAGAUUAACAUUAAUGGAGCAACACUAAAAUCUGAAUGCUGUGCUACACUUGGAGCUGCGUGGGGGUCACCAUGUAAAGUGUGUGACACAGAUACACAUUGCCCUAAAGGACAUGUGCGAACUAAAGGAACAGAUUGUAAAGAUGUCAACGAGUGUGAGGUGUUUCCGGGUUUGUGUAUUAAUGGGAAGUGUGUGAACACGGUCGGCUCCUUCUUCUGUCAGUGUCCCAGUGGAAUGACCAUUGAUGCAUCCGGGAGAGUCUGCAUUGAUCUGCGUACAGAGUACUGUUACCUGUCCCAUGUGGAUGAGCGAUGUGGAACUUCGAUCCCGGGUCGUCACCGUGUGGAUGCGUGUUGUUGUUCAGUGGGCGUAGCCUGGGGACCCGAGUGUGACGAAUGUCCUGAAAAAGGUUCAGCUGAUUAUAACCGUCUCUGUCCCCGGGGCCCGGGCUUCUCUCACCGUGGGGACUUCAUCAACGGAAAACCCUUCCUCAAAGAUAUAAACGAGUGUAAGAUGAUCCACAACCUCUGCACUAAUGGAAAGUGUCGGAACACCAUCGGUAGUUUCCGCUGCAAGUGUAACAGUGGCUUUGACCUCGAUGCGGAUGAGAGGAACUGCACAGAUAUCGAUGAGUGUCGUAUCUCUCCGGAUGUGUGUGGUUACGGGACAUGUGUGAACACGGCAGGAGAUUUCGAGUGCGAAUGUUAUCCUGGAUAUGAAAGUGGAUUUAUGAUGAUGAAGAAUUGUAUGGAUAUUGAUGAAUGUGAGAGAAACCCGCUGCUAUGCCGUGGAGGUGAUUGUAUAAACACUGAGGGAAGUUUCCACUGUGUCUGUCCUCCAGGACAUGAAGUUUCUACUGAUGGAACCUCCUGCCUCGACAUCAAUGAGUGUGAGCUGAGUGAUAAACUGUGCAGAAAUGGUCAGUGUGUGAACAUGAUCGGACGUUACCAAUGUUCCUGCAACACCGGCUACAAAUCCACAGAGGACCGACUGUCCUGUAUUGACAUUGAUGAGUGCACUAUCCUGAAUGGUGGCUGUGAGACAACCUGCACCAACUCAGAUGGUAGCUAUGAGUGCAGCUGUCACCGUGGAUACGCCCUGAUGCCUGACCAACGCAGCUGCACCGACAUUGAUGAAUGUGAGGAGAGUCCAGAUAUCUGUGAUGGAGGUCAGUGCACCAACAUUCCAGGAGAGUUCCAGUGUCUCUGCUAUGAUGGUUACAUGUCCUCUGAAGAUAUGAAGAACUGUCUGGAUGUGGACGAGUGUGAGCUAAACCCUAAUAUCUGUCUGAAUGGGAAGUGUGAGAACACCAAAGGAUCUUUCAUCUGCCACUGUGAACUCGGCUACUCUGUCAGGAAGGGAACAACUGGCUGUACAGAUGUUAACGAGUGUGAAAUCGGAGCUCAUAAUUGUGCCAGACAUGCCAUUUGCACCAACACAGCUGGAAGCUUUAAAUGCAGCUGUGGACCAGGAUGGAUUGGGAACGGGAUUGUAUGUACAGAUCUGGAUGAGUGCUCAAACGGUACACACCAGUGCAGUCCAAAUGCAGAGUGUAUGAACACCAUGGGGUCAUACCGCUGCAUGUGUAGGGAGGGAUUUGCUGGAGACGGUUUCUACUGCACAGAUUCUGAUGAGUGUGCGGAGAAUGUGAAUCUGUGUGAGAAUGGUCACUGCCUGAACGUUGCCGGUGGUUACCGCUGCGACUGUGACAUGGGCUUCAUCACAACAGCUGAUGGACAAGCAUGUGAAGACAUUGAUGAGUGUACGUUUGCUGAUAUCUGUGUGAAUGGGCGCUGUCAAAAUAUUCCGGGUUUGUUCAGAUGUGUGUGUCAUGUUGGCUAUGAGCUGGACCGCAGCGGAGGAAACUGUACAGAUAUAAAUGAAUGUGCAGACCCCAACACAUGUAUCAGCGGGAUUUGUGUCAAUACUCCAGGUAGCUACAUCUGUAACUGCCCCCCUGACUUCCAGCUUAACCCCACAGGAGUGGGCUGUGUGGACACACGUUCUGGAAAUUGCUAUCUUGAGGUUCGUUCCCGUGGCGAUGCUUCAGAAAGCUUGGACUGUUCAAAUGAGAUUGGCGUGGGGGUGUCCAAAGCCUCCUGCUGCUGCUCGUUAGGACAGGGGUGGGGCAAUCCAUGUGAGCCCUGUCCAGGACUUAACUCCUCUUUGUAUAAAAGUCUGUGUCCUGGUGGAGAUGGUUUCAGAUUUAACCCAAUUACAGUCAUACUGGAGGAUAUUAAUGAAUGUCAGGAGCUACCUGGUCUGUGUCAGGGUGGAACCUGCAUCAACACCUUCGGGAGUUUCUUCUGCGAGUGUCUCAAAGGCUUUGCUCUCAAUGAGGAAACUCGAGUGUGUGAAGAUGUUAAUGAAUGUGAGAAGCCUGGAAUCUGUGGUCCAGGUCAGUGUUACAACACUAUCGGAAACUACACCUGCAUCUGUCCUCCAGAUUACAUGCAGGUUAAUGGAGGAAACAAUUGCAUGGACAUGCGGCGCAGUUUGUGUUACAGGAAUUAUUACAUGGAGAAUUCUACGUGUGAUGGUGAACUCACCUUCAACAUGACAAAGAAAAUGUGCUGCUGCUCCUAUAACAUCGGCCGAGCCUGGAACAAACCAUGUGAACGCUGUCCUACACCCAGCACCAAUGAGUUUGCAAUUCUGUGUGGCAGUGAGAGGCCGGGGUACCAAAUCGAUAUCUACACUGGACAAGUGAUUGAUAUUGAUGAGUGCCAUGAAAUCCCAGGAGUGUGUGAGAAUGGAGUGUGUAUCAACCUCAUCGGCAGUUUCCGCUGUGAAUGUCCAAUGGGCUUUGUCUACAACGACAAACUACUCGUCUGUGAAGAUAUUGACGAGUGUCAGAAUGGACCUGUGUGUCAGCAGAAUGCCAGGUGUUUAAAUCUUGCAGGAAGUUACCGCUGCGAGUGUGAACAAGGAUACAAACUCACACACACUGGACUCUGUCUGGAUCGUAAUGAGUGUACAGAGAACCCUAAUAUGUGUAGUCCAGGUCAGUGUAUUGAUUUAGUGGGAGGAUAUCGAUGUCUCUGCCCCAAUGGCUACAAGGCCACUACUGCCCCUGCCAUGUGCAUAGACGUGGAUGAGUGUGAAAGACAGCCAUGUGGUAACGGAACGUGUAAGAACAACAUUGGCUCCUACACAUGCCUCUGCUAUCCUGGGUUCCAACUGUCACACAAUGAUGACUGCAUUGACAUUGAUGAGUGUACCAUACAGGGAGGAAUUUGUCGCAAUGGGAACUGUUUCAACACCGUAGGCUCCUUCACAUGUGUGUGUCGUGAUGGUUAUGAACUUUCUCCAGAUGGCCGAGUGUGUGUAGAUAUCAAUGAGUGUGAUAUAAAUCCUGGGACUUGUAGUCCAGGAACCUGCCAAAAUCUGGAUGGAUCCUACAGGUGUAUCUGCCCUCUUGGAUACUACCUCCUUGAUGAGAAAUGCAUAGAUAUUGAUGAAUGUGCUCAGACUCCAGAUAUCUGCAUCUUUGGACAAUGCCAAAAUUCAGCAGGAAGCUUCAAGUGCAUCUGCCCUGAUGGCUUCCAGCUGUCCUCAUCUGGGAGGAGGUGUGUGGAUAAACGAGUGAGUUUCUGCUACACUAAGUUUGAGAACGGUCGUUGUUCUGCUCCGAAGCCUCUCAACACCACUAAAGGAGAAUGCUGCUGCAGUGCCAUGCCUGGGCAGGGAUGGGGGGAUCCCUGUGACCUCUGUCCCAAUAGAACCUCCGGUGACUUCAGCCUGUUGUGUUACAGUACAGGACAGCCGUAUGGGACAGACGAUGGCCCUGAGGACACAGACGAGUGUAAAGACCCGAACAUCUGCCACAACGCGCAGUGUAUAAACACUGACGGCUCCUUCCGCUGUGACUGUCACAUCGGAUACACUCUGGACUCAUCCGGUGCAAACUGCACAGAUAUAGACGAGUGCAGUGUGGGGAACCCUUGUGGUAACGGUACCUGCUCUAAUGUCAUUGGAGGAUUUGAGUGUGUGUGUGAGGAGGGAUUCGAACCUGGACCCAUGAUGACAUGCGAAGAUGUGAAUGAGUGUUCCCAGAAUCCUUUGCUGUGCGCCUUCCGCUGCAUGAACACAUACGGCUCGUAUGAGUGUAAAUGUCCUGCAGGAUACGUUCUACGAGAAGAUCAGAGGAUGUGCAGAGACCAGGAUGAGUGUGCAGAAGGGCUGGAUGACUGCAGGUCCAAAGGAAUGACCUGUAAGAACCUAAUAGGAACCUACAUGUGUAUCUGUCCUGAGGGAUACACCAGAAAACCAUCAGGAGAGGCGUGUAUAGAUCUGAAUGAGUGCACUGUGAAGCCUCGUGUGUGUGAGAAUGGACGCUGUGAGAACACGUUGGGAAGCUACAGGUGCAGGUGUGACCAGGGGUUCACGCCCAGCUCCACACUGACGGAGUGUAUCGAUAAUCGUCAGGGUUUCUGUUUCACUGAGGUUCUGCAGACGUUGUGUCAGAUGGGUUCCUCUAACCGAGUGAGUGUGACCAAAUCCGAGUGCUGCUGUGACGGAGGUCGCGGCUGGGGGUCAGACUGUGAGAUCUGUCCACUUCCUGGAACAACACAGUACAAGAAAAUGUGUCCACUUGGUCCUGGCUACACCACAGAUCGACAGGAUAUUGAUGAGUGUAAGGUGAUGGGGAACCUGUGUAAGAAUGGCCGCUGUGUGAACACACUGGGGUCCUACAAGUGCGUCUGUAAUCCUGGGUACACCACCGACAUCACCAGCACCAUCUGCAUUGAUGUGGAUGAAUGUGCUCAGGCUCCUAAACCAUGCAACUUCAUCUGUAAGAACAUUGAGGGAGGAUACGUGUGCUCCUGUCCCCGGGGUUACAUUCUGCAGGAGGACCGCAAGAGCUGCAAAGAUCUGGAUGAAUGCUCCACUAAACAACACAACUGUCAGUUUUUGUGUGUGAACACCAUCGGGGGAUUCACCUGCAAGUGUCCACCAGGCUUCACGCAACAUCACACAGCCUGCAUCGAUAAUAAUGAGUGUACGUCAGAGCCCAGUCUUUGUGGUCCUAAUGGAGCAUGUCAGAACAGCCCCGGGAGCUUCAGCUGCGAGUGUCAGAGGGGAUUCUCACUCGAUCAGGGAGGACUGCGCUGUGAAGAUGUUGAUGAGUGUGAUGGAGAUCAUCGGUGUAAUCAUGGCUGCCAGAACCUGAUUGGUGGAUUCAGGUGUGGUUGUCCUCACGGUUACCUGCAGCACUACCAGUGGAACCAGUGUGUCGAUGAGAACGAGUGUCAGAGUGGGCAGGUGUGUGGCAGCGCGUCGUGUCACAACACCUUGGGGAGUUUCCGAUGUGUGUGUCCAAGUGGCUUCAUGUUCACUCAGACCAGCGGAGUGUGUGAGGACGUGAACGAGUGCUCCUCUUCACAGAACCCCUGCAACUAUGGCUGCUCCAACACCGAAGGGGGAUUCGUGUGUGUGUGCCCAGCUGGAUACUACAGAGCAGGACAGGGGCACUGUGUAUCAGGAGUGGGAUUUAGCAGCAGUACCCCACCUGCAGGAGACGAUGAGAACGCUCUCUCACCUGAAGCAUGUUACGAGUGUAAGAUCAAUGGAUAUCCAAAGAAAGGACGGAAACGACGCAGUACCAACACAUCUCAGGUCGAUCAGGAAGUGAUUACUUCUGCCAGCCUGGAUGUUGAUGAUGUCAUACAAUUUAACCUGAGCAUCUGCAAGCUAAGUGCUAAAGAUCACAUUAUGGAGUUCCUCCCGGCUCUCUCCACCCUCAAAAACCAUGUGCAUUAUGCUAUCAACUUCGGGAAUGAUGUGGGCCUGUUCAAACUCAACCAGAGGGAUGGAGUGAGCUUCCUGCACUUGUCGAAAAACAAACACCACCACCUCCUGCCUGGAGUUUAUUCUUUACAAAUCAGUGGCGUUCCUGUAUAUGGGAAGAAGGAGCUGGAGGCACUAGAGGAUGAGAACGAUAAAGACUACCUCAGUGGAGAACUGGGAGAAACACUACACAUUAAACUUCAGAUCCACUUGCAUUAGCUUCAUACCAAAGAGGACUUGUAUUUCCUACAGAAAGAUCUCACAGCAGUGGUUCACCGUCUCUCAGAAAUAUCCCUAACAAUAAUAACAGUACAUAUCUACGCUCAAUAGAACUGAAAGCUGCAGUAAAGUGUUUCUUCUGAUCCAGCUCUCGGUCUGGACUCUGCCCUUGUCCACUUCCCCAUCCAGUGUGUGCACUCGCAGCAAUGAAGAAGUUCUCUGAAAUUCAAGUUACCUUCUCAACCUGUACAGACUUGCUAACCUUCUCCUCUGAUUAUAAGCUAAUAGAAUAAACAAGCUCAACAAGCUGAACAGCUAGCCAGCAUGGCAACAUAGGGUCUCUACUCAAAUUUGGUGAUUACUAAGCUACAUUAGCUAAUAAAAAAUGAUAAGCAGCUAGCAUGCUAACUAGCUAGUAAAAUGAACCUAGCUAACUAGCUUGCUUGUUGUUCAUAGCAAAUACCCAUUAAUUUAAUUUGCUAACAGAGAAAAAUGGGCCGGCUUGCUGAUUAGCUAGUGUGCUUAUCUGCGAGGAAUGUGUAUACCGCAGUGUUUUGUACUGAUAGAUGAACAUACAAAACCAAACCUCAUUCAACCUUUUCUCGACCUUUUCCCUCAGCCACUAUUUUAGAAUAAAAAUAGGUAAAAUGGGGAUUAGAUGGAGAGAAAGUGGACAGGGGCAGAAGAUGAAGCUACGAUGGAGUAAAUAGUGUUUGAGAAGGAGACUGGACAGAAAUAUAUAUUUUUUUUACCACUUUAAAUAGUAAAAACCGUUUAACGUUGCCUUUCAGUCUAAAGUAAAUGUCCACAGUUUCCUUUUUUUCCGUUUUUACGCUAAACAUACAUCUAUGAUGCUUCCUCUGGAGCUGGGAGGUGAGUGCAGCUAACACUAACACAAACACAUACUAACCCUACAUUCACCAGUGACAGGAGAUGGAUGGUGAUCAUCUCCAUGUGGGCGUGACACAGAGCUGGAACUCCAGUACAAAUCACAAAUUCCAGAUGAAUCUCAUGGUCCUUCAGUUCUUCACUCACAACCUUAUGCUGCAAUUGAAACACUUCCAGCCAGGAACUGAUAACAUCCUCCUCACACAUAAACACACCUGUCACACACGAGAUGGCGGCAUUCAGUCACCACAUCUCCCUUCACACUGUGAAGUGUCUCAACUCAAAAGCCCAGUAGAUAGCGUCAGAGAGUUCAGAGCUGUAAUUCAUCAGAUGUUCCAUCAAAGGAACCUCUUUUACCUAAAUAUCUACCAAGCCCAUGAGAUAUGGAAUUCUGGAGUUUAGUGUUACCUCAGAAUGAAGGUGAGCGUAGGUUAACACUCCUGAUGGAUAAACUGGAACAGAUCAUUAGUGUCUCUGAAUCAUGAAGCCCUCCAUGUAAAAUGACUUUCACAUUAGUGCACUUUUAAUAAUAAACUGAUUAGUAAUUGGAAUCUGAAUCGAUGCUGGCCAGGCCACGCCCACAGUGUUACAUGUGAGUGCAGGGUUAUGGAGCCUCCAGAGAUGUUGGUUAAAGGAGAAGACUGUGCAUGUUUAUUUUCAGCUGAACUGUUCCUGUGUUUGGUUUCCACUGUGGUUCUAAAGGAUUCUGCUUCUAUCAUAUCUGCGCUGUCUAUUGUAGCUCAGUGUUUUAAUCGUAUUUACUGGUGCUAAUAACACAUCAACAUAAGAGUUAAAACAACCUGCAAACUGUCCUUUCACUACUCCACAGUAUGAGUGUGUACGACUGUAAUCACACCACCAUUGACCCAGGGAGCUUCUCUAAACACACCUAUAGUGCCCUGGACUGGAGGACUCACAAUGGUGCUUAUUAUAAAGACCAACUACUUUUUAUUCUCAUUUUGUGUAACUGUAAAUUUCACGAGAGAGACACACACUACUGCACUGAGGCCUCUCAGGCCAUAAACACACCACAUAUAAUCAGUGCCUUCACCAAGACACCAGCAGCAUUGUGUUCACAUCUGUGAGGAGUUUAGGUGUAACUUCACAAUAAAAGAAUGUUUUGGUUGUAA
Silurus meridionalis is the source of this 10893-nucleotide messenger RNA. It is a transcript of the gene fbn1, whose product is annotated as fibrillin 1. Gene Ontology annotation, molecular function: calcium ion binding. Lineage: Eukaryota; Metazoa; Chordata; Actinopteri; Siluriformes; Siluridae. Bases 251 to 8875 code for a protein of 2874 amino acids. The record is from RefSeq and is a predicted model, not a curated record. The transcript has 66 exons.